GCUUUAAGUGUCGGGUAGUCUAACCCCUGUACUUCCUGGUUGUAUUUGAGGAUUGCUGUUGCUUGACUUUCGUUGUACUUUUGGGCACCUUUUGCCUCGUUAAUGUAGCUCUGUUUACCAAAAUAAAAUAAAAAAUAAAAAAUAAAAAGAUUAUUAAUUAAGGAGAAAAUUAAUGAAAUAAACUUCAAAAUCUAAAUUUUAAUAAAAAAACCAUCUAAUAACAUAAAAAUAAAAAUUUUCACCAUUUAUAGAAAUAAACGUGACCACCCGAUCACAUUGCAAAAUUUCUCAAUGAUAAGAAAACAUGUCUUGCUGUGACGGUGCUGUCUUUUGCAUGGACAACUAGUUACAAACCCAAAACCCCUCCCGUGUUCCAGCCCAAAACCCCUCCUCUCUGUUGUAGCCACCACCUAAACCCUAAACCCUAAAGUUUUUUUUGGCUCCAGUGCCCUGCGUCUUCGCCCUUCGUUCUUCGAAGCCCAAAUCGUUUCGUAUUCUUGGCGACCAGAGAAUCUCUGACCUGCUGCCAAGACUCAGACCCAACGGUCCGCAUCGACAGAGUCGCAGAGUCAUAGACCUACACGGCUGCACCAUCCACCCAGUGCACCCACACCCAGACCCAACGGUCCGCCUGCCUCCGCUUCCGACCCUCCGCGCUCCGCCGUUCCGCCGUUCGAUAAUCUCUCUCAGGGCAAUAUAGUAUGCUAUUGUUCCGAUGAUUGCGAGGGGAGCGAUGCUAGGCCCUGACCAGCCUGUAAUUCUGCACAUGCUUGAUAUUGGACCUGCAGCUCAAGCCUUGAAGGAGGUGAAAAUGGAACUGAUUGAUGCUGCCUUCCUCUUCUCAAAGGUAUGCUUCAUACAGGCACAUUUUGAUUGUUCGCCCUGGGCACCAAAAAACUCAGGACCAGCCCUGCUGAACGUGGGUAGUUGAUGAUAUAUAAGCAACACAAGCAACUCAAAUUUCUAAUCUUCAACUUAAAUUUCAUCCUUGAUGACAGUUGGUGCGGUUAGUUGUUCACACCGCAGAAUUUGCAACUGUUAUUUUACUCCUAAUUUUGUCAAAUUUUCUUCAUUAUCUGCACUUAAAGCUACAGACUUUACUUAUGAAGCAAACAAUUCCGAUGACUGUAACUACCGUGAAUUACAGCUCAGUAUGCAAUGCCAUGCCUCCUCCGGUAACUUUGUGAAAGCCCUAGACUCUUUGAACUCCAUGGGCAAUGUGCCUGGCAAACCCACGGUGUAUGAUUUCAAUGCUUUGCUUUACUCUUACUUGAAGUCACAGACUGUAUUGCUAGACAAUGUGGUUCAGGUUUACCACGGAAUGAAGAGAUUUGGGCCCGCUCCAAAUGCUUCCACUUUCAAUGCACUUUUGAAUGGUAUGCUAUCACUUGGUCAUCUGAAAGAUGCUCAUAUGAUUGCUGAAGAGAUGUUUGAUGGUGGGUUUUUACCCUCGUUUACUUCUUUGUCGAGAAUCUUGAAAAACAUGCUUAGAGUUGGGAAUUUAGUUAGCUCAAUGGGUGUUUUUAAACUUAUGUUGAGGUUGAAGUAUUUCCCGACCGAACCCAGUUUGUGUUUGUUGAUUUCUAAGCUUAGUAAGGCCAUGAUGACUGAAGAGGCGUGGUUUGUGUGCUAUGCUCUUAUGCGUAAGGGUCAUUUUUUCGGUGCUUAUGUUUAUAACCCUAUGCUUUGGGCGUUGUGUAAGACCGGCCAGAGUAAUAAUGCUUUGCAAUUGUUUUAUUGGAUGAAGAGGAAGGGCGUUGUACAUAAUGUGUGCUCUUAUACUGCUUUAGUUUAUGGGUUUGGUAGAGAAGGUUUGUGGAGAGAUCUUCUUUGCUGUUUAGAUGAAAUGGAGACUGAUGGGUGUAAGCCUAGUGCGAUAACAUACACUAUAGUUAUUAAAUCUCUUUGUGGUGAUGGGAGGAUUGCAGAGGCGUUAGAAUAUUUGGCUAAGAUGGAAAGGGAAGGAUGUGAACCAGAUAUGACCACAUACAAUGUGAUCCUUCAUGCACUUUGUAUUCAAGAUAGAGCGAAUGACAUUUUCAGCUUACUUGAGAUGAUUGAGAACAAAGGAUUUUCUCCCAACGCGUACACAUAUGCUGCUGUGGGAGGAGGCCUGUUAAAAACAGGUAACAUUGGGAUUGCUUGUGAACUAUUGCUUGAUGUGAUUACAGAGGGCAACUAUGUGGAUGUUGUUGUGUACAAUAUAUACUUCAAUUGUUUGUGUCAUGAGAAUAGAUCAGAAGAAGCGCUAUAUGGAUUGAAGAACAUGAUUGGAGAAGGUUUAAUGCCAAGUAAUGUGUCAUACAACACAAUUUUAAAGAGUUUCUGUAGAGAAAAUAACCUCUCCAAGGCUUUGAAAUUCUUGGACUACUUUAAGUGGGACGAAAAUGGGCCUGAUGUGGUUUCCUUCAAUACGAUUUUGUCUGUGGCAUGCAAACAGAAAAAGCGUUCAAUGAUCCGGAGGGUCUUGAGUCAUAUGAAGAAUGGCGGUGUUCAGCCUAAUGUUGUUAGUUUGAAUUGUUUAAUUCAGUACUUCUGUAGGGUUGAAAACUUUUCUGAAUGUUUAAAGCUCUUGGAUUACAUGACGUGCAGUGGUUCUAGUCCCACUAUUGUCACUUUUAAUCUGUUGCUAGACAGACUUUGUAAGAAUGGUCUAGUUGGAAUUGCAGAACGGGUUUUUAGGCAACUACGGAAUACUGGAGUUUUUCCUGAUACAACUUCUUAUAAUAUUCUUAUUCACGCCUUCAUUAAAGAGGGCAAUAAGGCGAUGGUUAAUCAAUUGGUUAGUGAUAUGUACAACCAGAGACUAAAACCAGAUCUGUUUACAUAUGGGUCCUUAAUUAGUGGCCUUUGCAAGGAUGGAAAGGUAUCUGUUGCUCUUGAGUUGAGGGAUGACGUGGUAGAGAAUGGGCUUACUCCAAGCAUAGCAAUCUACAAUACCUUAUUAGAGGCAGUGUUCAAGAGGGGUGCUUUUUCAGACAUUUUAUCAUUAUUGAAAAAUCUUGUACUGGAAGGUUGUCAACCGAAUGAGGUAACUUUUGAGAUUCUGAACCGACCAGUAUUCAAAAGUUGGAUAAAGAGAUCUCCUGAGGUUUCAAAUCUUGUGGAGCUUGUGCAUGAAUGCAAAGUUAAUUGAUAUAGGGUCACUGACCCAGUGUAAAGCCUUUCUCUUCGGCAAAGAAGAAUUAUCCCAAGAAGAUUAAAAUAUUCAGUCAGGAUAUUAAAGGUCAUUGCUUUUGCCCAUGGCAUUUGCUUUAGGGUCAAUUAACUUUGCUGAUUAUGAUUGUGUUCAUGUUGGCCUUUGUUGGAGCGAUUUAUGGCAGGAGCAUGAAGUAAAAGCUAAGCACCACCAACUGAUUAGUGGGGUUUACUUAUUUUACGAGAAGACUGUAUGUAGGUCUGGAGCAGUUCAUUGGAAGCGGAUUGUUGACUCGACAAUCGUCAUGUUUUUAACGUAUGGAUUAGCAAUUGCAUCUCCACAUAUUGCCUUAUUCUCUGACCACAGUAUGGCUCAGAAUGUGCUUCUCUUGGUCCACUUCUUACGGGACUCAAUUCUUCUGGUUAUCUCAUUCAUCAUGGGGCUUAUAAAGACAACAGCAAGUGCAAAUUCUUUUCUUAAGAACUUUUUCAGAUUAUCUCCAGGCUUUUGCUUUGCUGAUGGACUUGCGUCACUGGCUCUUCUACGGCAAGAUAUGAGAGAUCAUUCCAGCAAUCAGGCCUUUGAUUGGAAUGUUACUGGUGGCUCAAUUUGUUACCUUGGUAUUGAGAGCGUUUGUUACUUCCUUUUGACACUUGGGCUUGAACUCUUACUUUCUAACAAGUGGACACUAGCCACACUGAAGGAAUGUUGGAACAGCAUUAGAAGUAUCGAACAUGGCACUCCAAGUUAUCUAGAAUCCCUUCUGAAGAUUUCCUCAGAUGUUGUUACUCUUGACCUUGAUGAAGAUAUAGAUGAUAAAGACAGAAAGAACUAGGGUUCUUUCAGGUUCCAUUGACAAUGCCAUAAUCUAUUUGCAGAAUCUUUGGAAGUCCUCUUGAAAGCCGUACAAUAAAAUGCGUGGAGGUUGGACCAUAAUCCAUCUCAUAUUCUCACCCUUGGCCCUGAAUUCUUGAUUUCUGGUCAGGGUGGAGCAAGCUACGUCUCUUUUGGAGUGUUUUAGAUUCCUGGGUCAAGUUCCCUUUCUUUGGAGCAAUUUGCCAUAUGGACAGGGCCUCUCGGUUGCAGAUGUCUUCGGGCACCUUGAACGGAACAGAAGUAAACUUGGCAUUGCAGAAUACAGUAUUAGCCAGUCCACUCUCGAAACCAUAUUCAACCAUUUUGCAGCUAACUCGUGACAUCUUAAUCGUGGAUUGAGGCGAAUGUAAUUCAAAUAGUUUAGCAAUAGUCGGCAAAUCACCACCCGGCAUAAGCGUCGCCCCCACUUUCAAGGUUGAGACCAUCAUAAGACCCUUUGUAAAUCUCAGAAACAGUAUAUUCAAGUACAUAAUUUCAAACUUGGGUGAAAUGUAAUCUGGUACGAAAUUA
Molecule: messenger RNA, 4525 nt
Organism: Pyrus x bretschneideri (Chinese white pear)
Lineage: Eukaryota; Viridiplantae; Streptophyta; Magnoliopsida; Rosales; Rosaceae
Product: ABC transporter A family member 1
Exons: 11
Coding region: 992-3136 (714 amino acids)
Cellular component (GO): membrane
Molecular function (GO): protein binding; ABC-type transporter activity
Source: RefSeq, a predicted model, not a curated record